Impatiens glandulifera is the source of this 2530-nucleotide messenger RNA. RefSeq lists its product as uncharacterized. The coding region runs from base 305 to 2194 and encodes 629 amino acids. NCBI's taxonomy places the organism in Eukaryota, Viridiplantae, Streptophyta, Magnoliopsida, Ericales, Balsaminaceae. The record is from RefSeq and is a predicted model, not a curated record. The transcript has 3 exons.
UUAACUCUGCGUCAUAUGUACCUUUAGCCCUCUUCUCCACGGCCACCGCUCCAUCGCCGGCGCUUUCACCGAUCAAGAGGGCCAAUUUCUUCUCCGGCCUUCUCUGACGUGCUGAUCAACGUUCGACGCCCUAUUCUCCGGACAACUCUACUAGCAAGUUUAGAAGCUUGCCGGUGCCAAAUUUGCAAUCUUUCUGAUUGCAGGCAGAUCCAUUUCCGUAACAAAACUUCAUCUAGAAGAUUCAUUUGGUAUAAAAAGUUUGUCCUGAAAUCUGUUUUGCACUUGAUCUUAAAGAGAGUGCAAAAUGGAAUGCAAUCGAGAUGAGGCAACUAGAGCCAAGGAAAUUGCAGAAAAGAAAUUUGCAGCUAAGGAUAUAACUGGUGCAAAGAAAUUUGCUAUGAAAGCGAAUGCACUUUUCCCGGAGCUUGAAGGACUUCAGAAGAUGGUAUCUACUCUCGAUGUUUAUAUUUCUGCAGAAAGAAAAAUAAACGGGGAAACAGAUUGGUAUGCAGUACUCGAUGUUGAUCCAAAAGCAGACGAUGAAACUGUGAGGAAACAUUAUAGGAAGCUGGCUCUCAUGCUUCAUCCGGACAAGAAUAAGUCUAUCGGGGCCGAAGGAGCAUUUAAACUUAUUUCUGAAUCCUGGAGUAUGUUGUCGGAUAAAGCCAGACGUUCACUAUACGACCACAAGAGGAGGACUAGAAUAACUCCAACAAAAGUUCCAUCAUCAAAUGUGCAGAAAAAUGGAUUCCCUGAUAUAAGUGUUCCCAAGACUCAUAACAGCAAGGGAAACUCAAACAAUGUCCCUCCUUCAUCAUCUCCAAAGGAAAAAAGUUCUUUUUGGACUGUCUGUCAGCGCUGCAAGAUGCAGUAUGAAUAUCUUAGAAUCUACCUUAACCACAAUCUUCUAUGUCCUAAAUGUCAACAACCUUUUAUCGCAAUAGAAACUCCAGCUCCCUCUAAACGUUCAAAAGUGCACAACCAAAAUAAACACUCUUAUCAUCAAGGAUCCACUUCUACGGUUGGAGGUGAAUCAAAUACUGGAACAAACUUCCAAUGGGUUCCUUUUACUGGACCAGCUCCUGGCGCUUCGACAUCCGCAGAGGCUGCUGCAUCUAUGGUUCAUAACGCUUAUGAACAAGUUAAGAGACAGCGUAAAGAGGCACAAGCAGCUAAAAGAAAGAAGAGUCAAUCCAAGUUGCCGACUGCGAAAAGAAGAAAGGGAGCAGAGGCUGCAGGAGCUGGUACAUCUGGUGUUAAAAAAGGAAUUUCGGAACUGUCUAAUGUUGAAUGCCAAAGCCUGUUGAUGGAGAAAGGAAAGAAAUUAAUUAAAAAAAAGUUAAAGGACAUGACCCAAGCUAAGACCUCUGAAUCUGUGGAGAAGAUGAGCAAGAAAAGGGAUGACGUUAAAGGUAAAAGGAAAGUUCUUGAGAAGAAAGAGCCACGGGAAGAGAUAACAAUGGAAAUUUCUGAUCCAGAUUUUUACUUUUUCGACAAAGACCGAGUAGAAAAGUGCUUCAUGGAGAACCAGGUCUGGGCUGUUUAUGGUGAUGAUGAUUAUAUGCCCCGUCACUAUGCGAUGAUUAACAGUGUGAUCUCAUUGAAUCCAUUCAAGGUGAAUCUCACUUGGCUUAAGCCCAAUUUGAACAAUGAAAAGAGUAUAUGGCACUUUGCAACUUCGGGUUUAAGAAAGACUUGUGGAGAUUUUAGACUCGGUAAGUUUGAAGAUUAUAGUGCCCUCAAUUCUUUCUCACAUAAGGUUAGCUCGACAAAGAGUGAUGAAGAUGAAAGGAUUAUUCAAAUAUUUCCGCGAAAAGGGGAUAUUUGGGCUACUUAUAGAAACUGGUCUCCUCAAUGGAACGAUAUGACAUCAACCGAGGUAAUCAAGACAUUCGACGUGGUAGAGUUGCUUGAAGACUACAAUGAUAAUAUUGGUGUGAUUGUUAUUCCAUUGGUUAAAGUUGCUGGUUUCAAGACAGUUUUUCGUCGUCAUUUGGACCCUGACAAAGAAAUUGUGAUACCAAAGGAAGAAAUGGCUCGAUUAUCUCAUCAGGUACCUGCACACUUGCUUAAUAGUCAUGAUGCCCCUUUCGUUUUCAGAGGCUGCUGGGAGCUUGACCCGGCUGGGACACCUUUACAGCUUCAGACAAUUAUCGGUAAAGUUGAAGAACUUAAUGUGGAGAAUGAAGAAUGAAAGACGAGAAAAAUAACCCUACUUUUGCCUAAUUAGGGUAGUUCAUGCUGUAUCCGAAGUAAAAUGUUGACUGUGAAAUGUUGUUUAGGUAUCUGAAGAAAAACCCUUGUCCAAAAUAAAGGAUUGGGUAAUGAAUAGGUUGGGGCUGAAAACCCUGAUAAACAACUAUACAUAAAUGACCUUUCUUUCUUAGCAAAAAAGAAAAAAUAGGUAAGUGAGAUUCAGUCAGUCAGUCAUAUUUGUUUUUUGUCAAAUGGAUGGUUUAUAACUGCAGGUCAGUUAAAGAAGAAGACAUUUUAAGAUUUCUUACCUAUUGUUUUUCUUUCAUGUUUGAUU